GUAAUCGUCUCAACAUGUAUGCAAGUAUGACCUCACAAUGUUGCACCUGUGCCAUUUGAGUUCGUAGCUAUGGUAACUUUUAAAAGCACCAAUUAAAAACAACAUUUAUUUUCAAACUAUUCGUGGUGCAAGACGGCAAUGCAUUAGACCGAGCAGCUGACAUGAAAAGAAUGAUGACCCCCCCUAGCGAUGACAGUGACGUAAGCGAUCAGCGCCACCCCAUGAAGACACGCUGCGCUGGUGGCCAGGGAGGAGACAGCCCUGGCAUGGACCCGAAAAAAUGGAUCACCUUCAAAGACCUCCAUGACCGGGUCACGCAGCUGCUCUCCACUAAGCUCAACCCCUGUAACAUCAAGCAGUGCAAGUCCAAACUGGACAUCCUCAAUAAGUGCUCCUAUUACCUGGAGGUCAUGCGCCAGGACACACUCCACCAACCAGACCCGCAGCAGAACUACCUGUCCAACUCCACCAUCCUCCACCUCAUCGAUCCCUGGAAGUUCCAGCGGAUGAAGAAGCUGGGCCACAGCCAGGUGCAGAUCCAGCUGAGCCUGCUGGAAGAGCUCUACGAGCAGUUCUGUAAGGGCAAAGUGGAAAUGGAGGCCAUAGCCAGCCAGAGCGACUAUGGCGAUCAAGAGAUCGCCCACAUAAAUGGGAGGAUAGCGCAUCUCAUUAAGGCGUUCACGGACUUUGACUCGACACUGAUGCCCGGGGAGCUGCACACAAAGCACCGGCUCAUCUCCGAGACGGGCAACGCCAAGGUGCCCCAGAUCCAUUUGAGGUUGUCCGUCAAAAUGCCCGUGAUGUUCGACACGUCACGCUCGGAGGCUCUGGCCGACUGCGCCCGGCUGCACUGGGAAAUGGCCGGGCAGGAGCAGCAGGAGCCUGGGGAACAGUUUGAGAUCCGCUACAAGCUCCUCCAGCCGACCAACACGGAGGAAGGGAACCAGCUAGGAACGGUGACCUGCAACUCCUACUGCAUACAGGUCAACAACCUGUUGCCGCAAAGGUGCUACGAGUUCACAGUGAAGCGGGCUGACGCCUGCUGCCUGGUCUACGGGUUCUGGAAUGACACCAUGGUGCUCAGAACCAUGCCACUAUCCCCAGGGGGCUUCACCGGGAGCCAGGAGAAGAGGAGAAGGCUGUUCCCCUGGUAAAAGGCUAGCGUGGCGUGAGUGCAUAGCAAUAUGAAAAUUAAGACAUUUUAAUUUUUUUAAUCUCUCUAAUAAAAGACAUUGUCAAGAUUUUGGGGAUUCGAGCCUAGUCCUUUAAUCAUGAUACAGAGCAAAACAAAUAUUGUCCUUGAGAAUGUGUCUGAUAUGUUGUUAUGGCAUUGUUAUGUCUGCCACCUAGCCAUAUGGCCAUACCAGACAUAACUGUGGAGAGAGUGAAGAAGGUUUUUCUUUUCCAAUAGCAGCAUAAACAUGGACAUUUCAAUAUAAUAGCGGAUGUCCAUAAUUAUGGCGGCUCCCAUGCACUUGUCACAAAUGCCUUGUUCGCCAUAUUGUAUAUUGAUCUCUUUUUUUUUCUUUGCAUUGUCUUUAGCAGAGUAUACUGUACAUGAUCCCAAUUUUAGCUCCAAGACCGUGGAAUAAAAAUAAAAAAACGAUACAGUAUAUUGGCUUAUCGAA
Oncorhynchus tshawytscha (Chinook salmon) is the source of this 1628-nucleotide messenger RNA. RefSeq names its product fibronectin type III domain-containing protein 11. Lineage: Eukaryota; Metazoa; Chordata; Actinopteri; Salmoniformes; Salmonidae. The transcript is spliced from 2 exons. The coding region runs from base 162 to 1154 and encodes 330 amino acids. Gene Ontology annotation, molecular function: protein binding. The record is from RefSeq and is a predicted model, not a curated record.